AUGCACACAGUAUUCGCACCUCAGCCUACCCGCCUCGUCAUAGUUGACCCUGCUCAACGCGACGCGCCCCUCUUCCCCAACGGCAUGCCCAGCUCAUCCAGCUCCCGCAUGCUCAUCGAGGACGACGAUCCUUUCAUCUCGCACUCUACCACGAAGCCCAAGCCCGAGUCCAUCAGCUAUCCUCGCUUGCUAUCCCCAAUUGCUCUGCCCGACCGCUCUCGUAAACUAUUCUGCAAGUCUCCUACACCGUGUAGCUCUAUCAAGAAAUCAUCGACCCUCAACGCGCCGCGCUCGCCUCGCCGCAGGAGGCACGGCCUCGCCCGCCCCACGCGCCGCCCAUGCAACAUCGCCCCUCUCGUCUUCCCGCGCCCAGCCACCUCCGUAUUCGACGACCUCGCGUGGGCGUCCACGCUGGACGACCCCUCGCUCGCGCAGGACCCGUGGGCGAUCGCAGACCUGUCUGCACUUCCACUAGACCGCUCCUCCGGCCCGGGCCCCGUACGCCGGCGGAAGCUAAGCACCGAAGCGCGCACCGAACUCGAGCCGCUGCGAAUCGCCGAGCUCGCCCGCGCAAGCAUGCGGACGCCUCCACCGCGACACACGCCCGGCCGCGACACGACGUUUCGGGAACUCAUGCCGGUUUGGACGCCGCAGUGCGCGCCGUAG
Molecule: messenger RNA, 666 nt
Organism: Peniophora sp. CBMAI 1063
Lineage: Eukaryota; Fungi; Basidiomycota; Agaricomycetes; Russulales; Peniophoraceae
Source: the annotation of a GenBank genome assembly